Messenger RNA from Racocetra persica, 402 nucleotides. Lineage: Eukaryota; Fungi; Glomeromycota; Glomeromycetes; Diversisporales; Gigasporaceae. The record is from the annotation of a GenBank genome assembly.
AUGUUUGAUAAAAUUUUGAAUCGGCAAUUUGCUGCAAUAUUCAUCAUCUUGAUAAUAAAUUAUGAUGGAGCAAGUGAAAUUAGAAAUGACUUAAGUAAUUAUGGAAACCUGAUUAGCAUUCAACAAUGCGAUGAUGAUGGAAAACUUUUAAUGACUACCUCAACACCAAAAAACCCAUUCCUAUUAAGUGUUCUUUACCAAAAUGAAAGUGUGGUAUAUUACAAGGAUGCUGUAAAGCUUAUAAAUUUAAGCAUCUAUUCCAUUGAUAAUAUUAUGCCUUUAGUAAAUUUAAGCAUCUAUUCCAUUGAUAAGAUUAUUCCUUUAACAGAAAAUAAGUUGCUUUUGAUUUAUUACGAUCGAAAUGAUCCAAAAAAUAAUGUUACCAUGCUUGGACCAUUAUAG